AUGGACCCCUUGAGCGCGGGCGCCAGCGUCGUCACCUUUCUUGGGCUCGCCUUCUCAGCUACUAAAACUGUUCACAGUGCCCUCUCUACCAUCAAGGACGGGCCGCAAAUCAUUCAGCAUCUCAAUGAAGAAGUCUCGCAACUGAAAAGCGUCUUGGAACGACUGUCGCACAUAUCGAUGAGUGCAACCGAUGCAGCAGAGCUCGACAGCCUGGCCAGGAAAUGCAAUGACGACGUGGUUGGCUUCGAGAAGAGGCUGCGCCGGCUGGACACCUCUGGGGCUGAUGGUCGGAGAGGAAAACUCUGGCGCAAGUUAAAGCUAUUCUUGACGGAAAAGGACCUAGAACAAAUACGAAACGUCGUCCAUGGCCAUACUCAGCUUCUCGCCAUCCGGCUAAAUAUUAUACAAGUUCAGCAAGGCUCUUUUUCGGCGACACAAUCAGCCGAGGUCCUCAGUCUUCUUCAGAAACUUAGGGAUGAUGUGACGGUGAUCCGCCAGGUCAAUUCUUCAGUUGGGAUGGCCGAGGAAGGCUCAAUAUCGCCACGAGUCGUCGAGCUGGAGAAUGAGAAGAUGGAUUCUUGCGCUGACCUGACUCUCGAUGAAAGCAUUGAGCGACUCAUGCGUUUGGUAGAGAGGAAGCCAUGCAUCGUUGACUCUGAAAACGCAGAAGAGCUCGUGCGUGACCUGGAGCACCUUUUACUCUCUGUGAGAAGAGAUGCAACAGCAAUGAAAUCUCCAGAGGCAACUCCCGAUCACCUCGAUGGCGACAACGUUUCAGAAGAAUUGAAUCUCGUCACAAGCCUGAUCUUGUCCGCUCCAUUAAUCAAAGUUAACCAGAGCGUUCCGCUGAGAUUACUCAAGGCCAUGUCACGAGGAACUAUAAUCCACCAAGAACGGAAACGGAAGAUGGUUGACAUUGGUGAAGGAGUUGUGACACUGACUUCCACCAAACGGCGAUGCAGACAUCCGGUACAGCCUGGAGAUCCCACGAGUCACCAGACUAGCGAGGGAAGAGAGUUUGCGGCUAAACUUGUCUUCAAGCCCAGAGCCACAAGCACCAUGCUCACAGUUUCCGUCAACCAAGCACAAGUGACAUAUGAUAGUUUUACGAGCAUUCUUCCACAAAUAACAGUCAACAACAUCCUCCCUCCUGAUUCAUUGGUGUUCAGAGUCGCCGCGAGUGGGACGGUUCAAGAGCUGUUGGCCCUAGUGGCAGAGGGCAAAGCAAGCCUUCACGAUCAUGACACAUACGGCCAGUCAUUAUUGCAUGGUCAACAUGGCACAGGUAUGGCCUUUGAGGAAUCUUCAGUUCAUAAUGAUGUGUUGUUGACCAUGAAACUAAACAGAACGCCAUUGCACGGCACAGAACGUAACCCAGAAUUAUUUCAUGCCUUGUUGGACGCUGGGGCGGAUCCAACCAUUCAGUUAGAUGUGGGUUUCCCCAGUCUUUUUCAGGAGGCCAGUCGUAGAGGAGAUCCGAUAGCUGGUCUUAUGUUACGAGAAAUGUUCAACACUAGCCCCUUUGUUCGUUACGGAGACCAGGCGGACUUGGGCACCAACCCUGUCCUUGACUGUUGCAGAAACCUGUUCAAAUCGCACCACACUGCUUGGAGACAGGGUCAUCUUCAAAGACUGGGCUUUCUCCUUGACCAGGGCUACAGCUUGCAUGCCAAGUGGAAAGAUGGCACGAAUUGUUUAAGCCAGUUCUUCCUGACUUCUGAGAGUCAGGGAUACCUUGAGAGCCGAGGAUACGUGCAAGUUCGCAGAGAGAUCUUGCUGUUCCUGGUGAACCGCGGCGCAGAUGUCUCCUCGACUGACAACAAAGGGAGAUCCGUCUCCUACUAUGCGUAUAACCGAGUCUUCUGCACACCAUGCUCUGAAACAUACCCAGCCUAUCUGGGCGACCUUUGGGACUCUGUGCUGGAUGAGUGCGGGUACAACAUUUUGGAGUUUAGAAGGCUUGCCCCCCGAAAGGCUCGCUACACCAACAUAUACACUCGCCGAGUAUUUGAGCAGCUCUGGCGGGGCAGGGAACGUCGAUGCCCCUAUUGGAAUGACGCGCCUUGGCCAGAGUCGUCAACUGACAAUAUUCCGAGAAUCUGGUAUAUCUUGGACGAAAACGGGAAAAUGUGUGAAAAAUGCCAGGUCUGCUAUGAGCGCCCGGUCGAGGUAUACAGAUCCAAUUGCUGCAAAUGCGGGUUCUGCACCACUGACCUUGGCUGCUUGUGCGCCCAGAGCAUCAACCGUGGACAUCAGUAUUAUUGCACACGCCCACUCCAGCGGGAGAUUAGAUGGGAUGAGAAGGAAGGCAGAUAUUUCUUCCCUAGAGACGAAGGCGAUGGGGUUUGCUCACUUGGCAUGCGCAAUGGUCGAGCUACAAGCCCUCAGGAAGAUCAUCUUUGGGACAACUUGUCACCCGCUUCGUCAAGGCAGCCCGAGUCCACUAUCGAGGGCUCGCAGUUACUGGAGGAACUCUUUGAGAAUCCCUGGGAAAGAGAGUAA
This is a messenger RNA of Fusarium keratoplasticum, 2502 nucleotides long. RefSeq names its product Helo-like-N domain-containing protein. Bases 1 to 2502 code for a protein of 833 amino acids. NCBI's taxonomy places the organism in Eukaryota, Fungi, Ascomycota, Sordariomycetes, Hypocreales, Nectriaceae. The transcript is spliced from 5 exons. The record is from RefSeq and is a predicted model, not a curated record.